AAGAUUUUCAAUGAGUCCAAAGCAUUACAGUCACUAAAUGCAGAGAAUUAGCUGGUCCAGAUCCCAAGAACCCACGUAUCAACAAUAAGUUAAUCCCCAUAUUCCAUCACUUAUAUCUAAUUAAAACCCAUUCAUCAUCAACGACUUCUCUCUCCAAAAUCUAUUUAUUUCCAUUCCUUUCCAUCUUUUUUUUUUUUAACUUUCUCUUUCACAGAUUCAUAUAGUCCCCACUUUCCACUUUUUUUGCCUUUGUUCCACAUAGCUCAGUGAUAUGCUACCCUCCAACUAAAGGGCUAACAGACACCAGAAGAACACAACAUGAUGAAAACCUCUGUGCUGUUCUUCUACUGUUACGUUGGUUUUUAUCUUGUUGCCUUUUCUGGUGCUGUUCAAACUCUACCAAAUAAUGAGCUUUCGACUUUGCUAUCAAUCAAAGCCGGUCUGGUUGAUCCUAUGAAUGUCCUCAAAGACUGGAAAAUGCCAAGCAAAGCUGUGGAGAAUGGUUCAGUUGUACAUUGUAACUGGACUGGUGUUAUGUGCAACACUAAAGGCUUUGUUGAGAAGCUGGACCUUUCUCGCAUGAACCUUAGUGGUCAUGUAUCAGAUCAGAUUCAAAGUUUAAGUGGUCUUUCUUUUCUCAACAUUUGCUGCAAUGGGUUCUCAUCAUCUUUACCGAAAUCUCUUUCAAAUCUCACAGCGCUGAAGAUGAUAGAUGUGAGUGAAAACUACUUCAUUGGCAAGUUUCCAACAGGACUUGGAAGGUCUUCAGGGUUGACAUCGGUUAAUGCAUCAAGCAACAACUUCUCUGGCUUUCUUCCUGAGGAUCUUGGAAAUGCAACAUCAUUGGAAAUUCUGGAUUUUCGAGGGAGUUUCUUUGAAGGGUCAAUCCCAAUGUCUUACAAGGACUUGCAGAAACUGAAGUUUCUUGGCCUUUCAGGAAAUAAUCUCACAGGAAACAUUCCGAGAGAGCUCGGGAAACUUUCAUCUUUGGAGACUAUUAUUCUUGGAUACAAUGAGUUUGUAGGUCAAAUCCCAGCUGAGUUUGGUAAUCUUACAAAUCUUCAGUAUCUUGACUUGGCAGUUGGAAGUCUCAGUGGUCAAAUUCCACAUGAACUUGGUAGGCUAAAAAAACUAACCACUGUUUAUUUGUACAAAAACAACUUCACAGGAAGGAUUCCACCAGAGAUUGGUAGCAUAGCAUCUUUAGUGUUUUUGGAUCUCUCUGACAAUCAGAUUUCAGGAGAAAUUCCAGUGGAGCUCUCAGAAUUAAAGAAUUUGCAGCUCUUGAGCUUAAUGUGCAACAGACUAACUGGUCUAAUUCCUUACAAGCUAGGAGAGUUAACCAAGUUAGAGGUUCUUGAGCUAUGGAAGAAUUCUUUAACAGGUCCUCUGCCGAUGAACCUUGGAAAGAAUUCUCCUUUGCAGUGGUUAGAUGUGUCUUCGAAUUCAUUAUCCGGUGAUAUUCCACCAGGUUUGUGUGAUUCUGGCAAUCUCACUAAACUCAUACUUUUCAACAAUUCCUUUUCUGGUUUAAUCCCAGUCGGCCUUUCAAAUUGUUCGUCUCUUGUAAGAGUUCGUAUGCAAAAUAAUCAUAUUUCUGGAACAAUUCCAGUUGGUUUAGGAAAUCUGCCUAUUAUUCAAAGGCUAGAAUUGGCCAAAAACAACCUCACUGGCCAAAUUCCUUCAGAUAUUUCUCUGUCUUUAUCACUUUCUUUCAUUGAUGUUUCCUGGAAUCACCUUGAAUCAUCACUCCCUUCUAGUAUUCUGUCCAUUCCAAAUCUCCAAACUUUCAUGGCCUCAAACAACAACCUUGGAGGGAAAUUCCCAGACCAGUUUCAAGAUUGUCCAUCACUUUCAGUCCUUGAUCUUUCAAACAAUCAUUUCUCUGAACAGAUUCCACAGAGCAUUGCUUCUUGUGAAAAGCUGGUGAAUCUAAACCUUAGAAACAACCAAUUGACUGGUGAAAUCCCAAAAGCAAUAUCCACAAUGCCCACAUUAGCCAUCCUUGAUCUGUCAAACAAUUCUCUAGUUGGUCGAAUACCCGAAAACUUUGGUAGUUCACCGGCUCUUGAGAUGCUCAAUCUGUCCUACAACAAUCUUGAAGGUCCAGUACCUGCAAAUGGUAUAUUGGUGGCCAUAAAUCCCAAUGAUCUUAUAGGUAAUAAAGGUCUUUGCGGUGUUGUUCUUCCACCUUGCUCUCAAAGCUCUGUUAGAACAAGAAGAUCAAAGAACAUGCACAUCAAUCACAUCAUCAUUGGAUUUGUAAUUGGAACGGCAGUGAUUUCAUCACUUGGCCUGGCCUUUUUCACAGGGAGAUGGGUAUAUAACAAGUGGUAUUUGUAUAACAGUUUCUUCAGCGAUUUGUUUUCAAAGGCUGAUGAAGAUCAAUGGCCUUGGAGGCUGGUAGCAUUUCAGAGAGUGAACUUCACCAGCAAUGAAAUCCUAGCCUGCAUUAAAGAAUCAAAUGUCAUCGGCAUGGGAGGUACUGGUGUAGUUUACAAGGCUGAAGUACAUCGACCUCACUCGGCAGUUGCAGUCAAGAAACUAUGGAGAUCAGGAGGAGACGUCGAAAAUGGUGACGACCUUUUGGGCGAAGUGAAUCUCUUGGGAAGGCUUCGCCACAGGAACAUUGUAAGGCUAUUAGGAUAUCUUCACAAUGAAACAGAUGUUAUGAUGAUAUAUGAGUACAUGCAAAACGGGAACCUUGGGAACGCACUCCAUGGAAAUCAAGCAGGAAAGCUAUUAGUAGACUGGGUUUCAAGGUAUAAUAUAGCGGUGGGUGUUGCUCAAGGUUUGCAUUAUCUACACCAUGAUUGUCGCCCACCGGUUAUCCAUCGGGAUAUCAAGUCUAACAACAUACUGCUUGAUGCAAAUCUGGAUGCGAGAAUUGCAGAUUUUGGAUUGGCAAGGAUGAUGAUCCAUAAGAAUGAGACUGUUUCAAUGGUGGCUGGGUCUUAUGGAUAUAUUGCACCAGAAUACGGAUACAGUAUGAAGGUUGAUGAAAAGAUUGACAUAUAUAGCUAUGGAGUGGUUCUUUUGGAGCUUCUAUCUGGGAAGAUGCCACUAGAUCCCUCAUUUGGAGAAUCUGUGGAUAUAGUUGAAUGGGUUCGAAGAAAGAACAGAACCAAGAGACCCUUAGAAGAGGCACUGGACCUUAGUAUUGCUGGUCAAUGUAAGCAUAUCAAGGAAGAGAUGCUUAUGGUCCUCCGGAUUGCACUUCUUUGUACAGCAAAGUUUCCCAAGGAUAGGCCAUCUAUGAGGGAUAUAAUAACGAUGCUUGGUGAGGCAAAGCCAAGAAGAAAGAGUAUUUGUCAGAGUGGAGCACAAAAUGCAAUCAAAGAGAAACCAAUCUUUACCACCUCACCAGUAAUAGGCCUCCUGUAGGAACAACAUAUUCAGGCUGAUUUGCCUUGAGCCACUAGAUUCCUUUUAUGUAAAUUACCUUUUUGUUUUUAUUUCAAUUUCUAUUUCUUCUCCCAUCUAAAUUCCAUAGUAAUAUUACUUUACAGCCAGAUGGUACGUGUUUUCUUUUAACUUUGAAUAAAUUUGUUCUUACGCUAAACUCGUAGAAAACCAACAUUUGUAUAAAGACGACCAGAAAACUACCUUUUGCAGAACACAAGCUUCCAAUAUUCUUCAUUCUAUUGACAAUUAUAAUUACAUUGUUGUGAGGAAGAUACAACAAGGGAACUUUAAUCCCAUAAAUAGAAAUCAAUGGCGGUUAGGAAGGAAAAAUGUUGCCUCUAUCAAUGCGAAACAAUGGCCUAAUAUAACUAAUUCCUUUGCUAUAAAAAUGAAUAAAAUGUAAAUUAUAAGGGAGACAAUGCUCCUUGAAAAUACAAAGCUCCCCUCAAGCAACCAUGUAUCUCUUUGUUCAAGACCUGCAUAUUUAUCUAUGUGGAUGCUGCUUCACUUAAAAGAGUAGCUCCUGAUGCAUUUCCUGUUUCCAGAAAGCUGCUAGACAAUGGCUGAAAAAAAAAAAAAAAAAAAAAAAAAAAACAA
This is a messenger RNA of Ziziphus jujuba (common jujube), 4002 nucleotides long. RefSeq names its product leucine-rich repeat receptor-like protein kinase PXL1. Gene Ontology annotation, biological process: protein phosphorylation. The record is from RefSeq and is a predicted model, not a curated record. The transcript has 2 exons. Gene Ontology annotation, molecular function: ATP binding; protein kinase activity; protein binding. Lineage: Eukaryota; Viridiplantae; Streptophyta; Magnoliopsida; Rosales; Rhamnaceae. The coding region runs from base 319 to 3384 and encodes 1021 amino acids.